Molecule: messenger RNA, 5266 nt
Organism: Schistocerca piceifrons (Central American locust)
Lineage: Eukaryota; Metazoa; Arthropoda; Insecta; Orthoptera; Acrididae
Exons: 7
Coding region: 74-1384 (436 amino acids)
Source: RefSeq, a predicted model, not a curated record
GUUGCUCAUUGCCUCUGGUAACGAUCAGCUGUUGUUGUUGUUGAUGGUAGCUCACGCUAGUUUGUGACAGGUUAUGGGCAUUUGCAUUUAUUUUGCUGAAGCAUUGACAGCAGUUGCUAUACUGCAUGCCUUGGAAGUCCGAGUGUGGUUAUGGCAAUUAACAGAAAUAUUAUCAACUGCACUUCCUACACGAUGGCCUACGGUCAGCUUGUUGUCAUGGACUUUCGUGGGACUUCUAUUUUGGGCCUAUCUGUACCUGCUGUAUUACAGAAUGGUUCAGUUGCUACUGAAGAGGAUGGAAUUCAUUGAACCACAUAGGUCCCUCCUGGUGCAAACAUUUUGGAAAGCUGGAUUUCUGUGUUGUAGCGUCACAUACUUUAUAACGAAAUUCAUUCUCGACUAUGGAACCAAUGUUGACGAUUGGCUUCCUGAACUUGUUAAACAAAACAUUUUUCAUGGAAAUGAUCCCGUCGCACCCUGUUCGAAGAAAUAUUUUGGCCUAUAUUGUGCGUUUUAUGUACAUGAUCUGUGGAUGACAACUUCGAGAAGAGGAUUUAAUCUAACAAGUUCAACGAAACUUUUCUUUUAUCUGUUUGUGUUGACUGCGCAUUUAAUGAGGUGUGUGAAGGCUGCAUACCUGUUUGUGAUCUUAAUGAACAUUGAAGCAUUACCAGCAUGUGGUGCAGCAGCCUUUGUUCUGUUUGACCGGCCUGUGUGGAGAGGUGCAUUUCGUAUAGCAGGAGUCGGGGUGAUAUCCCGUAUACUAUUUGCAGCUCACGCCUUUGUAUGGGCGACAAACAUGUUCUUCCUGCUGCCUACCUUGUUGCUUUAUCCAGCUGUCACAACAGAGGUGAGGCAGCCGGAUGUUCUUCCUCUUAUUGCACUCAAUGCAGUCCUGUGGACAUUCUACUGUCUUAAUUUUGUGACGUCACCGAUGUGCCGUCUCAUUUACCUGUACCUGCAAAGCCCGACACCAGGUGUGAAACACAGAUCAUUGUUGGACGCAGCAUUAUUUCCUCCUGAGACUGACGUGAUUAAAGAGUUGCAGAGGAUACGAGAGGAGGUACGAGCAACUCGGAACCGUAGAGCGAAAGAAGCUGCAGCUGGCAGAAGGUCAGAACACCACAGUGGCUCAGUGACAGCAUGUGAUAUCAACAGGCGAGGACUGAAACUCUACCAGACAAUUAAAUGUGUGAUGGCGGUGAAGCGCCGCCUGAAGCGGCAGAGGGAGAUGCAGCAAGCACUUGCAGAAGAUGAGUCCUCAGAGUCUCCCACCACCACAUCACCAGCUGAAAGCUCCCCCACCGAAAGCUCUCCUGCUACAUCGACUCCAGACACACCACUAUCACCUGAUUUCCCUGUUUCUGAUGAAACUGAUGCCUGAAUCUCUCUUCAGUUUAUGGAAUAUGUUAUAACUAGUAACUACAAGUUUGACAGGCCUAUAGAAAAUGAGAGAAAACCUAAAAAUUCAGAAUUGUUUUCUACACUUACACUUUUAUUGUUGCUAUCAAUAAGCAAUAGACAGGUGAGAAUUGAGAGCUGAAACAGGGGGAAAGAAAAAAGUCUCAGUUCAUACUGAUAGUGUAUGAAAGUGAGGCAGUUGCUGAACAAAGGCAAAAUUUUACUAAGGUAAGAGAGAUGUCGUAGAAUGACAUGCAUUAGAAAUUUUGUAAGUCUGUUUUCUCAAGCAGGUCUCUUAUAACGUGUGCUUGUCAAGUGUCAGUACGCAUAUUUUUCACAUGUGUUGAAACUUCCUGUUUCCUUUGUGAAUUGAUGAUGCAUUUCAUGACUUGAAGAAACUCUGCAGUCACAUAGCAAAUUACGGCAAUUUCUGGGGUGUGUGUUCUUGCUAUGGACACUUUGCUUUCAUCUUCCCUUCAGAAAAAAUAAAUAAAAAUAUUUUAAUUUGUGUAAGAUUUGCGAUGUUGUAAUUUUCAACAUGCUUUAAAAUGCUCGUGUUAUGGGUGUUUCACUAGCCAUUAAAAAUCUUAUUUUGGACAACAACAAAAAGUAGAGCAUUAAUCUACAGUAGUGGGUUGGUAAUAAUGAAUUUGAAGAACAUUAUUUCUACCAGUCUGUCCUUUUAAAACAGUACUUUAUUAUGCACUACUAGCUAGUUUGUGGUGUUGCUCAUUCUCAAACGUGUCGACAAACAUCCACCACAUACCAAAUUGAAAUGUAAGUCAGAAUAUAAAAACUUCUAUGGCUGCAUUGGUACUUGAACAGCAGUUGUUGUGUGGCUUGUAUUUCAUUCAUAAUCUUUUGGAAUAAAAUGAGAAACAGUGCUAGAUGCGUAUAUUUAAACGUCAGAUAACAUGUUGGGCACAUGGAAAGUAAAAAACUGUUUCUUGAAAUUCCCCUCAGGUCAGUAUAACAUACAGGUUGCAUUUUAUGUAGUUAUCAUGAGUGAACUGGGUUAGAAGAAAUGAAAAUAAAAGCUAUAGGCUAUAUCUGAAAUGGACUACCUUUCUGGAAACAUUAUCUUAGAAGGGAGUGGAGGAAGACAAAUCAACAGUUUAAUCACAGAAAACAAAUAACAAGGCCGGAAGGUUAACUAAAGCCUUAAAUUUCAAACAAAGAUAUAAUUUAGUGUUGAAAUCCAAGGGAUUAAGUCUGGCAGAAAUUAAAGAACACCCCCCCCCCCCCUCCCAUUUUUAAGCAUUAUUUCUUGAUGUGUUGAUAUGAUAUAGGUUAACUUUCCAGAAAGAAACUACAUUAAUGCACAGAUUGGAUUGGUGAUUAUAUUGAAGAUUGUAAACAGGUCCAAGCAAUAUGGCACAGUCUUUCAUACACUUGUUUUAAUUUUGGAGGAGCAAGGUUUCAAUUCUCAUUUGACAAUCCAAGUUAAGCUUCCAGUGGUUUUCCUAAAUUGAUUAUUGUGAACGCUGUGAUUUUCAGUAUGAGAAGGCUGAUGCUGCAUCUCUAAACACCAUAUCAAAUUCCAGAAUACAAAUUAUGAGCUGCAGCCGGUUAUAGAUAAGAAAUGUAACUCCAGAAGUAUUUUACAAUGAGCUAACAGGGAUGGAAAUAUAUAGAAAAAGGCAUACAUUAAAUUUUUAUGUGCAUGAAUAGCAGCCAGCGGUGCUGCAUCCCAUGGUCUACUGGACCUGAUCGCAGAGGUAUUUUUAGUUCUUCAUCACCCUUCACCCCAAGUCUUUCCCUUUUCAUUGUCAUGCCCUGGGGUCACCAAAUUAGAUGGAAAAAACAUUUGCUCUCGUCCUAAUUGAUGGAACCGUUUUAUCAUUUCCUGAAAGUAAUGUAGGAAAAAAAUGUUCUACUGUUCUGUGUUUUAUUAGCUUUUCUAUAAUUUUUCAGUUACUGAAACUACUAAAAGCAGAUAGUUCUUCUUGGUGUAGUUUCUAACCUUUGUUUUGAAUAUCAUGUUCUUUAAAUAAGAUUGAGGCUGUCUGAAGUUAUAGAAUUUAGAAAUUAUGGUAGGUAGUGUUUUCUUUUAUUCAUAUAUAUGAGGGUAAGUCAUGAGUAUCUACAGUCAAUUUUUAUAAUUUAUUACAAGAGUACAAAAUUUUUAUUGAUAUCAUUUUUCAACAUCAUCAUCCUGCUUUUCAGUGCACUUAGUCCAUCAUUGCACAAGCUUUGUGAUACCCUCUGAAAAAAAGGUAUUUGAUUGCACAAUAAGCCAUGUAUGCACUGUUUCUUUUGCCUGUUGACUGGAGCUGAAUCGGUGGCCACUUAAAUCAUCUUUAAGAGGACCAUUCAUUUCAGAAAUUUUUCACUUUCAUUAGCAUGAUGGUGCCGACAGAUUUUCAUGUAGUUACACUUGUGCUCUUCAUAGAGUUUUUUUUUAACACCGAUUUUGUGAAAGUUGGGCUCAUUAUGUACGAUUUUGUGUGCUAUAACUAAUCUGUAUAUGGUUUGCCACAUGAUGAGCAGUCAUUUGAUGGGCUGAUUCAAUAUUGGCAUAGUUGUGGCUGUAGCUGGACAACUCACUCUUUCUUUGUCCUUCACACUCAACCAACCACUUUCGAACAAAUCGUUGUCCCCAUCUUAUGCUGACAAUCUUCUACGAAUUGCCACUGCUGGUACACCUUCAGACCACAAAAAACGGAUGGAACGCUGUUCUUCUACGGUGCAAACAGAGCGUCACAGACUUCUUUAUGUUGCAACAGUACAAAGCAGAUGUAAUGACGCUGUAACGUACCACAGGUGAAGGCGAUGGUGCAGUGUAGUGGCUGGUGAGCACGCAAAGCCAUAGAGGCAGCCUAAAGAUAAAUAGAGCAGAAGUGCAGAUACUUACUGACUUAGCUUCAUAGUUCAGCAAAUAAAACAAAGUACUACAUACCCUGUGACACCAGUACUGAUAUUUUGACACACUGGACAGUUGUUAUGAAAAUAAAACUAAUGUUUACAUACAAGGUUCAUACUAAUAGUAUGUGUACCAUUGAAUAAUUAAUGCUGCUACUGUACGUUUGUCCAUGUAAAACAGUAUUUGGGGUUUGAAAAAACAAAGAUUGUAAAAUGCCACAUGUCAGUAGCCUUUAGUAUAUGUGUUGUAUAGCAACACAUGAUUUCAUGUCAAUUAUCUGACUUAAUCUGCAGCCAAAAUCUUAGAUUCCUACAAAAAUUUCAUUCAGUUUUCUGCCUUUGCUUGAUUACUUGAUGAUAAGAAGUGAUAGGGUACUUUUUCAUAUCCUAUUCCCUCCCUCUUAUGCAACAACUGUAAUAAAGAAAGUGGUUUGUUGUUCUUAUAGUAGAAUUUCAGUGAAAACUGGUACCAUAUUGGAGAGGAGAAAUUCUUGUUAUUUGUUGAACAGAAAGCAACAGGGUUUGUAGCACAGCAGGAGUGGGAUGGAGGAUAAUAGUCGGCAUCUUGUCUCUUGCAUAUCAAGUGUGUAUCUAUAAGGGUUUCAAAGUAAAGUAAAGAUUGAAACCAGUUAAGGUCCUUUUGCAACAUGUGCAUAUCUUAAGCACACGUUUUUGUGCAAAUUCAAGGGGUUCAUAUUUUCUUGUACUUAAUGUUGUUGGUAUGUGUGAAAUUUUUAAACAGAAAUAAAUGUUAAUAAUAUGCUUAUCUGUGAUAUCAGGACUGUUGCAAUGUAUUGCAUAAACAUACAUAAAGCUUUGCAGCAAGUUGUGCAGAUCUAUGUAUAUAUCUAUUUAUUUGCUAAGAACAUUGAAUUGUUCUUACAGAGACUUAACAGAUGUUUGUGAUUUAAAAUAUGUAUGACUCCUUGUUCUAUUUAUUUUUGUUGCUGUGAAAAUAAAUGUUAGCCUAAAUGACUUUACCUGGAAAUACAGUGUAUUUCAA